AUGUCUAUGAAGCCUGGUUCAUGUUUAGAAUAUCACUUUUUGUUCUCUGCGAAACAUAUGCACCACUUCACUGCUUUUGCUAUGUCGCUGCCUGCUUACCGACACCUCUGGCGCGCGGCGCGAAUCGCAUUCAAGGGUUUGGAUUUCUCUGGCUUGUUUGAGUAUCUGUUAUUGACGUUUCUUCUUUCGCAGGCGAUGACCGAGUCCUCACAGCAGCACAACAGCAGAUACGGCAAGCCGACAGACCCUUCCUACAGCUCCGCCAUCCAGAAAGCUGAAGAUAUUGCUAAGAUCCUAAGAGAAAAUGUAGUUCAGGGAAAGCAGGAUGAUUCUCGUGUCUUCAAGUUGCGCAUUCAUGAGGACACCGAACGUGGAGACAACGACUCGAUUAAGAUGGCCGGUGGCGGGUCGGCAACAAUGGGCGGGUGUGGCUGCAGUUGA
Molecule: messenger RNA, 441 nt
Organism: Colletotrichum lupini
Lineage: Eukaryota; Fungi; Ascomycota; Sordariomycetes; Glomerellales; Glomerellaceae
Exons: 4
Coding region: 1-441 (146 amino acids)
Source: RefSeq, a predicted model, not a curated record